Salvia hispanica is the source of this 931-nucleotide messenger RNA. RefSeq lists its product as uncharacterized. Lineage: Eukaryota; Viridiplantae; Streptophyta; Magnoliopsida; Lamiales; Lamiaceae. The record is from RefSeq and is a predicted model, not a curated record.
UCUCUCUCUGUCUCAACUGCUAUCUUCAUUCUUCUUUGCCUCUUCUCUCUCAAAUAGCUCACUUUCUUCAAGGAAAUGGCAUCAGGAUCCAAUUCCAGUGAAGAUGAGGAAGAUGUAGUAAGAAGGGCUAGAAAUCUCACGAGAGCCACUGAGGGAGAAGUCUACCCGAACAUUGACAAUCGAAGCAACCUUAUGAUCGCACAACUAUUACAAGGCAUGUGGCUAGUCCAGCUUCGCGAGCGUAAUGAGUCUCAAAAGAUGGAGAAGAUUCCACUCAUGGAAUGGCAUGACGAGGACCAAUGCUUCAAGAUUGAUGGUGUCCUCUCCCCUAUGCCUCUUACUGAGAAGCCUCCUUUUCUAUCUGUAAUCAAGAGAGAUCAAAUGAAGAGAUCAUUCUAUAAAAAAGAGGAGAACGAUGACGUGGAGGAGCCCUAUAUAUCAAGGGCUUACGUCCUCAGCCUUCUCAAGCAACCAAUCAUGAGAGAGAGAGAAUCGCCACCUCAAGCGCCUCAAAUAGCGUGGAGAUGCCUUCAGGAGGAUAUUGUGAGCUCUCCGUUUAACGAGGAAAUGGUGGAGUUUCCGGCGUGGUUAAAUGAUGAGGAGAGCAGGGUGGAGAAGCAGUGUGUUGUUGCUCUUUAACAGGAUUCUGCUUUAACAUGAUUCUGGAAAUGGAAUGGGAUGAGGAGGAGCAGUGCAUUCAAGAUCAAUCAUGCCCUCUUCCAUAUACCUCAUUUUAUAAGCAUAGGCAUUAUGUUUAUUUUCAUAAAAUUGUGUAUGUAGGAACUAUGAUAUGGGAUCCCUCAUUCUUAGCAUAGUUAUUAUGUUUAGUUUCAUAAAAUUGUGAAUGUAGUAUGAUAUGGGAUCUCAUUUAUAAGCAAAGUCAAAUGAUUCUCUUUGUAUAGAGAGACAGAGAUCUUAUUUUUUUAUUCCA